CUUCCGUUUCCUCGUUUCAGCGCGCCAGGAGGAAAAAUUCGUCCCGUCUCGUCUCUUCUCCCCUGAGUCCGAUCCGGAAUCCCGACCGAGUUCUAGAGAAACCCCUCCUCCGAUUCGGCUGUUUCGAGAGAUGGCGGAGCCCAACCCCCAAGUGGAGCGGGAGGUGGUGGUGGAUGAGCAGGAGGCGAAGAGGGCCCCGAAGCUGAGGUACCUGGAUUUCGUCCAGGUGGCGGCGGCGCAGGCCGCGGUGUGCCUCGUGGGGAUCUACGGACUCGCCAAGGACCACGCCGGCCCGCUCCGCCCGGGCGUCGAUGCCGUCGAGUCAGCGGUGAAGGGCGUCGCCGGUCCCGUGUACGACCGCUUCCACGGCGUCCCCCUCGACGUCCUCGCCUUCGUCGACCGCAAGGUGGACGACACGGUGCACGAGCUGCACAAGCACCUCCCGGGGGCGCUGAAGGCGGCCACAGCGCAGGCUUGCGCGGUUGCCCGUGGCGUGCCGGAGGUGGCGCGGGAGCUGACCGCCGAGGUGCAGCAGUCCGGCGUGAAGGGAGCCGCUCGCGCGGCGUACGCCAAGGUCGAGCCCGUGGCGAAGGACGUGUACGGGCGGGUGGAGCCGGUGGCCAGGGACCUGUACGUCCGCUACGAGCCGGCGGCCGAGCACCUCGCCGUCUCCACCUGGCGCUCACUCAACAGCCUGCCGGUCUUCCCGCACGUCGCACAGAUCGUCGUGCCCACCGCGGCGUGCUGGGCCGAGAAGUACAACAAGGUGAUCGGCGCCGCGGCCGAGCAGGGGUACACCGGAGCCAAGUAUCUCCCGGCCAUCCCCACCGAGCGCAUCGCUAAGGUGUUCGCGUCGUCGCCGGAGGCCGAGCCUCUGAAAGGCGCGGCCAAGUCCCAGUAACGUCAUCAUCACGUGGUGCCUUGCCCUGAUGAUGGGUGAACACUGCAUUGCCCUCGAACUGAACUCAAUAAGAAUGCGAGAAUCAGAGGGCUAAAGAUGGUGCAAGUGUUGUAUUAGCGAUGAUGACGAUGGGACGUUGUCAUGGACCAUGAUGAUGAUGCUCUACUUUGUGUGGUGCUCUGCUUCUUGCUUUUGUAUAAAGUUGCUGGAUGUCACAAUCCCUGGUUAAUCCAAUGCAAUUAGGUUAUGUA
Molecule: messenger RNA, 1152 nt
Organism: Phragmites australis (common reed)
Lineage: Eukaryota; Viridiplantae; Streptophyta; Magnoliopsida; Poales; Poaceae
Product: stress-related protein-like
Exons: 3
Coding region: 131-901 (256 amino acids)
Source: RefSeq, a predicted model, not a curated record